CGUCUACCAAGUCACGGAACAAUAGAAGACCCUCAUCAACCUCUUACACUUCAACCUUAACAACACUAGUCUUCAUUGCACUAUGUGUUCUCGCAGUGUGGAUGCUAACCUCAAACUCUGUUGUCUCCCCUAAAACACGCGCAUCAAUUAACACCGCCACCAAUGACUUGUCUUCCUCCUCUGAAGACCAAGCUGAAACCACCACGGCCGCCGCCACAACAACCAACAACAACUCAGAGGAAUCACCUGAAACCACCACUACAAUCAACAACUCAGAUGAUUCAACCGAAACAACAACAACAACCACAGAGGAUUCACCUGAAACAACCACUAAAAGCCAAGACCUAAAGGAAACCACUACCACCGCGUACGGAGACGAUUCCGGUAAGCUACCUGAUGAUUCUACCAAGAAUGACGAUGGAAAUGACAAUGCCAAUGAUCAGAAGAGCAUUGAGCCUGAGAAAGAUGAGCAAAGUAAUCAAAAGGAUGAACAAAACAUAGAAUCACAGAAUUCAAAUGCAGGGGAGAAUCAAGAACAAAGCACGGGUGGCCAACAAGAUGUUCAAACCUUUGAUCAAGGGUCAAAAGUGAAUGAUGAUGAAGCACUGAAUGAACAACAAUUGAGAGAAGACAAAGGUGAGAUAACAGAAAAAGACCAGAAUCAAAGUUCCAAGGAGGAGCAAAAAGAAAACCAGAACAACAUGCAAGAUGAGAGUCAAGAACUAGAGAAGCCAAGAGCAGGUAAGAGUAGGAGGAAGCCGGUGAAGAAGGAGCCGAAGGAAACGAAAUCGUGGUCGACGCAAGCGGAUGAGUCUCAGGGUGAGAAGGAGAGGCAGAAGGAUGAAUCUGGUGGCGGUGGUGGUGGUGGUGGUGAUGAGGAAGGGGGAGAUUUGAACUGGAAUCUUUGCAAUGUCACAGCUGGUGCUGAUUUUAUUCCAUGUUUGGAUAAUGAAAAGUAUCUGAAGACUUCACACAGAAAACACUAUGAACACAGGGAGAGGCAUUGCCCUGAGGAUGCACCUACUUGCCUAGUGCCACUUCCUAAAGGUUACAAAACGCGUAUUCAAUGGCCAAGCAGCAGAGAUAAGGUAUGGUACCACAAUGUACCGCACACAGCGCUGGCAGAGGUGAAGGGACAUCAAAACUGGGUGAAGUUGAAGGGUGAGUUUUUGACAUUUCCUGGAGGUGGCACUCAGUUCAUCCAUGGUGCUCUCCACUACAUUGAUUUUCUUCAAAAGGCUGAACCUGGUAUUGGAUGGGGGAAGCACACUAGGGUGAUUUUGGACGUUGGGUGUGGAGUAGGUAGUUUUGGAGGUUACCUAUUUGAAAGAGAUGUUAUUGCCAUGUCCUUUGCACCCAAAGAUGAACAUGAAGCACAAGUGCAGUUCGCCCUCGAGAGAGGAAUUCCAGCCAUAUCUGCAGUCAUGGGCACUCAAAGGCUGCAAUUCCCAAGCCACGUCUUCGAUCUUAUCCAUUGUGCACGAUGUCGUGUACCUUGGCAUGAAGAUGGUGGCUUGUUGCUUUUGGAAUUGAAUCGUCUUCUAAGACCAGGGGGCUAUUUUGUAUGGUCUGCAACUCCAGUGUACCAGACGCUCGAAGAAGAUGUCGAGAUAUGGAAGCACAUGACCAAACUGACCAAGGCCAUGUGUUGGGAUCUUGUAACCAUUAAAAACGAUACACUGAAUCAAGUUGGUGCUGCCUUCUACCGCAAACCCAUUUCAAACGAAUGCUACGAGCAAAGGGAGCAAAACCAACCUCCAAUGUGCAAAGAUGAUGAUGAUCCAAACGCUGCCUGGUAUGUACCUCUACAGGCGUGCCUACACAAAUUGGCUGCUAACAAGGGUGAGAGAGGAGCCAGGUGGCCGGAAGCUUGGCCACGUAGACUGCAGAAAGCCCCAUAUUGGCUGAACAACUUGCACAUAUCUCCUAACGAUUUUGAAGCAGACAAUGAACGUUGGAAAAACGUUGCAGAUGACCUGAGCAGCCUUGGUGUUACUUGGUCUAAUGUAAGAAAUAUAAUGGACAUGCGAGCUGUCUAUGGAGGAUUUGGAGCAGCUCUAAAGGAUCUUCCUGUUUGGGUAUUCAAUGUGGUGAACAUGGAUGCACCAGACACACUUCCUAUCAUCUUUGAACGUGGUCUAAUUGGAAUAUACCAUGAUUGGUGUGAAUCCUUCAGCACCUAUCCAAGAACUUAUGAUCUACUGCAUGCUGAUCAUCUUUUCUCAAAUCUAAAGAACAGGUGCAAGCUUGUUCCUGUAUUAGCAGAGGUAGAUAGAAUAACAAGGCCAGGAGGUAAUUUGAUUGUCCGUGAUGAAUCUAGUGUCGUUGAAGAAGUGGAGAAUUUGUUGAAAUCUCUACACUGGGAAAUAACCAAAAACCAAGAAGGGUUGCUCUGUGCCAAGAAAGGAACAUGGAGGCCCAACUCUUCCGUAAAUUUGUUCUGAUCAUGGAGACAACAUUGAUUAUUCAAUCAAAAGAUAUAAUCAUCAGUGAUAUGGGGUUUUGUCCGUCAUGACAGUCGUCGUGAAAUCUUUACAUGCUUUACUGAUAAUCAUUCACAUACAACCCCAAAAUGAUGAUGCAAGCAUCCUUAGAAUUAGUAGAUGUUAAUAUACAAUGUCAUUCUCUAGUUAAUCUGGUGGAUGCUUGCAUUCAGAAAUCAGAACUAGCU
Molecule: messenger RNA, 2671 nt
Organism: Lotus japonicus
Lineage: Eukaryota; Viridiplantae; Streptophyta; Magnoliopsida; Fabales; Fabaceae
Product: probable methyltransferase PMT27
Exons: 8
Coding region: 102-2444 (780 amino acids)
Cellular component (GO): cytoplasm; trans-Golgi network; endosome
Molecular function (GO): methyltransferase activity
Source: RefSeq, a predicted model, not a curated record